Messenger RNA from Tilletiaria anomala UBC 951, 1194 nucleotides. RefSeq lists its product as uncharacterized. Gene Ontology annotation, biological process: protein secretion; Golgi organization. The record is from RefSeq and is a predicted model, not a curated record. The transcript is spliced from 2 exons. NCBI's taxonomy places the organism in Eukaryota, Fungi, Basidiomycota, Exobasidiomycetes, Georgefischeriales, Tilletiariaceae. Gene Ontology annotation, cellular component: Golgi apparatus. The coding region runs from base 1 to 1194 and encodes 397 amino acids.
AUGUGCGUCAUCUUCACCCUAACCUCUCAUCCAGACUAUGCGCUAAUCAUUGCCGCAAACAGAGACGAAUUUCUCAAGCGACCAUCGGCAAAGGCAGCCUGGCACUCGUUUCCAACACCGUCGGUGAUCGCGCUCGAGCAUGGCGCCUCAUGGCAAGAGAGCUUGCCAUUCGCCUUGAGUUUGCCAGAAUCUCUUUCUGCAACCGCACCAUCAGCGACGCAACCUAUCCUCAGCGGUAUCGAUGCUUAUCCUUCCGGAGGAGGCACAUGGCUGGGCAUUACUUCAUCAGGGUCAUUUUCUGUGCUCACCAAUUUCACAGAAACCGCUCCGCCACCACUCCCGCCGAGUGCCUCAAGAGAUACCUACCGGUCUCGAGGAGCACUACCACGGGGUUGGCUUAAGGAAGAAGGCAUGAUAAGCGCUUCAGAUGCAGGUAAACCCAAGAAGACCCACUCUGAACGGUUAGAGGAGUUUUUAGAAGCUGCUGGUACUCAACGGAUGGAGUACCCAGGUUUCAAUCUGUUCGUUGGGACCAUUGAUGCUGGUUCGGACAACAAGCUUUUCGCUACUCUUGGCUAUUUGACGAAUCGUGAUAUUUCAUCGGAAAAUGUUGAGCGACGGCAGCCUAUCUUCAAGCAACUUGCUCAUGGCGGCAAAAUCUUGGAUACGUCACGGCCAAGACAGGCGGGCCAAGCCGGGAACAGCGCGCAAGGCUGUCUGGCCUGUGGGCUGAGCAAUUCGACACUUGACGAUCCGUGGGGCAAGGUUCUCAGCGGCGAGAAGGCCAUGGAGGAGGCUGUCAGUGCGUCAGAGGAGAAAGGUGACAGUGCUGAGGGGAUUGCCGAGUCUCUUUUUGCAAUGCUACGGACUAGUCAAUCAAUACAGACAAGAGCAGAUGUGCAAGAUAGCAUUUGCGUCCCUCCUCUUCGACUUCCCGUCAAGUCAGCCACUUCGGCCGCCGCUACCGACGGUGACGGACACAGCGCCGGCUUAUCGUGGUAUGCAACACGCAUAGCGACCGUCCUCAUUGUACCACGGGACCCAACAAAAGAAGCGACAUGGAUUGAGAGAGACGUACAUGUGCUCCUGGAGGGGACAGGCGACAAGCCUGUCCUGCUCAGCAUCGAGCAGGCAAAGACGUCACAAAGAAUGUACACCUGGGCCAUCUCGCUGCGAUCGAGAGACGCCGCUUAG